UUUAUUUCUAUUGAGAAUAUCAGAUCCUGAGCGCAGAAAAAUGUAUUUCGAGCUCUCGGUAACCCGCCCGAGACCAUCACCAUCACCGAUAUCAUCCUUCCCGAUACUUCAUUGCCGAGGUUCUCAAAAGCUUAAAUUCCCUGUAAGGUGCUCUCAAGAACCCCCACAGCGUUUCAAGCUCUUGGGCCAAUCUUUUGGCGACAGAUGGAAACUAAAAGACAUCGAUGCAAGUGCAGUGCAAGACAGAUUAAACUUAUGGCUUCUAAAGACCCAGAACUUUUUGAAUGAAGUUGCCUCUCCAUUGGUGAAAACUGGGCAGGUUAGGAAGACUGAUCCUGAAAAUGCCCUGGACACUCAAGAAAUUGGAGAACUCUUUCUGGCAGAACAAACUAUUGAUUGUAGAAUGCCAAAUGGAAAUCUUUCUUUAGCUGCCAUUGCAUCCAUUGAGCAGUUCAGUAGGAUGAAUGGAUUAAGUGGGAAGAAAAUGCAGAGAAUAUUUGAAGCACUUGCUCCUGAAUAUGUAUGUAAUGAUGCACGCAACUUAGUGGAGUAUUGCUGCUUCAGAUUCUUGGCAAGGGAUAGUUCUGACAUUCAUCCUUGCUUGAAGGAACCUGCAUUUCAGAGGCUUGUUUUCGUAACAAUGCUUGCAUGGGAGCAUCCUUAUUCUGAAGACACUGGCUCAAGUGCUGAUGGUCUAAAAACUGCUUCUUUACAGGGGAAGCUUGUUGGGGAAGAGGCUUUUGUUCGUAUUGCUCCAGCUGUUGCUGGUGUGGCUGAUAGGUCAACUGCACAUAAUAUUUUCAAGGCUCUUGCUGGAGAUGAUCAGGGAAUCUCUUUAAGCUCGUGGACCACAUAUGUUGGUGAACUUCUCAAGGUGCAUGAAGGACGGAUGUCAUACCAGACAGGAGAAGCCCUUCAGCUUUUUAAUGAGCAAAUAUUAUGCAUUGGUUCUAGCAAGAAACGACCUGUUCUAAAAUGGGAGAAUAACAUGGCAUGGCCCGGAAAACUUACUUUGACAGAUAAAGCUCUCUAUUUUGAGGCAAUAGGCUUGAAGGGUCAGAGGGGAGCUAUGAGAAUGGAUCUAAGUAGAAAUGGUUCACAUGUGGAGAAAGCAAGAGUUGGACCUUUGGGAUCUGCACUAUUUGACUCUGCUGUCUCUGUUUCGUCUGGUUCCGAGACCGAAACAUGGGUUCUCGAAUUUGUUGACUUUGGUGGUGAAAUGAGAAGAGAUGUCUGGCAUGCUUUCAUUAGUGAAGUGAUUGCAUUAUAUGAGUUUAUACGUGAAUAUGGACCAGAAGAAGGUGAUCAAUCAGUACAUCAGGUAUAUGGUGCUCAUAAAGGAAAUGGAAAAGCCACAGUGAGCACCAUCAACAGUAUCGCUAGACUGCAGGCGCUUCAGUUUAUUCGUAAAUUAUCAGAGGAUCCAGCAAAGCUUGUCCAGUUCUCUUAUUUGCGAUCUGCUCCUUAUGGUGAUAUUGUUUGUCAGACUUUGGCAGUAAAUUUUUGGGGUGGUCCAUUAGGAACAAAAUUUACCGAAGCAGGGAAUCUAACAGCUCAAGGAAUAAGGCCUUCGGAUGAGGUUCCUGGGAGUAGUAUUCAUGUGUUCAACAUAGAUGGAAGUGUGUAUUUGCGGAAGUGGAUGAAAUCUCCAUCUUGGACAUCUAAUGCAUCAAUUACUUUCUGGAAAAUAUCUUCAGUAAGACAAGGUGUAGUUUUGACAAAAAAUCUUGUUGUGGCUGAUAUGACUCUUGUAGAAAGGGCAUCAGCAACAUGCAGAGAGAAAAGCCAUCUUGUUGAAAAAACACAAGCUACAAUUGAUGCUGCAAUGAUCCAAGGGAUUCCUAGUAACAUUGAUCUCUUCAAGGAACUUCUGUUUCCACUGUCAGUCACAACGAAUAAUUUUGAAAAACUUAGGCGUUGGGAGGAGCCACAUUUGACAGUCGCUUUUCUUGCAUUUUCCUAUGCUAUAAUUUUCAGAAAUUUGUUACCAUAUAUAUUCCCUAUGACAUUGAUGGCUGUAGCAGCUGCCAUGCUAUUGCUGAAGGGGCUUAAAGAGCAAGGUCGCCUGGGAAGAUCUUUCGGGAAAGUUACGAUACAUGAUCAGCCACCUUCUAACACAAUUCAAAAGAUCAUAGCUUUAAAAGAAGCAAUGCGUGACUUGGAAAAAUAUCUCCAGAAUCUGAAUGUUACACUUCUGAAAAUCCGCACGAUUGUUUUAUCAGGUCAACCUCAGAUAACAACUGAGGUUGCUCUUGUGCUAUUGUCUUCAGCAACUGUUCUCCUCAUUGUGCCAUUCAGAUACAUCCUUGCUUUUUUCUUAGUUGAUCUUUUUACACGGGAGCUGGAGUUCAGGAGAGAAAUGGUUAUGAGGUUCAUGAGCUUCUUAAAGGAACGUUGGGAUACUGUACCUGCAGCACCAGUAGUUGUAUUACCAUUUGAGAGUGGAAAAAACGGACCAGUGAAUUCUGGUGAGACUAUUGAUGAACAGGGGAAACCAGAAAGAAUACAGAGUAGUGGAAAGUCCAGAUAGAUAAUUGGUCUCCUUCCCCACCUACUGUCGUUAUACUAUACUUUAUUGAAGCUCCAUAGAUAAUCUCAGACUUGCAGGUACUGGUGGGCUUCUUAGAGACUACCUCAGUGACUUUAUUUUGACAUUCUUGGGACUCAAAGAUUUGUGUGAUUACAUUACAGUGAAAUUGAACAUGGUUAUUACAGCGAAAUUGAAGACGGUAAUCAAGGACUUCGGAAUUUCCCUCGUAAAAUGGAUGGACGGAUUUGAUAGUAGAAGGUGUGGCCAGCUUUGACUCUCAGUUGGUAUGAGUUCAAAGGUAGGUUUUUUGGGGAUGUCUGCUUCUCAUGAGAAGGUCCAAGUCCCUUUUCUUUGGGCAGGAAUAUUUCCUCUAGAUGGAGACUGCACUUGGCAAUAGCAUGGGAAUGGUCUA
Molecule: messenger RNA, 2942 nt
Organism: Telopea speciosissima
Lineage: Eukaryota; Viridiplantae; Streptophyta; Magnoliopsida; Proteales; Proteaceae
Exons: 11
Coding region: 41-2530 (829 amino acids)
Source: RefSeq, a predicted model, not a curated record